Messenger RNA from Prorocentrum cordatum, 306 nucleotides. The record is from the annotation of a GenBank genome assembly. Lineage: Eukaryota; Dinophyceae; Prorocentrales; Prorocentraceae.
AUGGUGCUGCGCACGUGUGGGGACAACGACCCCGACCGCUUCAGGACGAUGAAGGUCCGGUUCUCUUCGCCAGUGCUCCCUGGCCAGACGCUGACCACGGAGAUGUGGUGCGAGGGGCCCAGGGUCAUAUUCCUCACGAGAGUCAAGGAGACCGGCACAACCGUGAUCAACAACGUGCUUGCCUCGAGGGUGGGGGAGAAAGAGGAACUGAGCCGCGGCUUCGCCUGCCCACUGGAGGUCGACGCCGCGGACGAGAGGACCCUACGGGACGCGGUCGUCCAGAAGGGCUACCACUACUGGUGGUGA